Molecule: messenger RNA, 1666 nt
Organism: Cynara cardunculus var. scolymus (artichoke)
Lineage: Eukaryota; Viridiplantae; Streptophyta; Magnoliopsida; Asterales; Asteraceae
Product: protein SHI RELATED SEQUENCE 1-like
Exons: 2
Coding region: 388-1389 (333 amino acids)
Biological process (GO): positive regulation of DNA-templated transcription
Cellular component (GO): nucleus
Molecular function (GO): DNA-binding transcription factor activity; DNA binding
Source: RefSeq, a predicted model, not a curated record
AGGGGUUAAGUUGCUUUAAUGGCUAUGGCGGCGUGGCAGACCUGUAAAUUUUUGGUUUCUUUAAUGCUCACGUACAACCACAGAAUUGAAUGAAGGCGUAUUCUUUCUUUCUUUCUUUCUCUCAUCUUCAAACCAGAAUUCAGAAUUGAGUGCUCAUAGAUAUCUGAUUUGAAUUGAAACCCAGAAGAAAAGUCACCAACUUUUAUAUAUUUUUAUCUGUUUUUGUUAUUUCUCUUUAAUAAUUAAGCUAUCUAGAAAUAGGGCUAGGAGGGAGGACAUAAAUAAAGUUUAGGUUGGAUUUUCUUUUGCUAUGGAUUAUUGUGAGUCACAAUUGGGGUGUUGUAGUAGCAGUACUUGUCACAUAAGCUUAAAGGUGCUGCAGAAGCUAUGGCUGGCUUCUUCUCAUUAGGAUCUGCAACUUACCAUAGCCAACAAGACCCUAACACAAACCUCCCUUCAAAUCCCACUUCCAAUUCUAAUCCUACUGAAUCCAGCAGCUGGUUUUUGUACAGCACAACAAGGAACACCCAUGACCGUCCCACCACCACCGCCACUACAACCACCAAAGAUUUCGAACUAUGGCAGCAACCCCACGCUGAUGGUGUUCAUAAUCUGUUAACUGGAGGAGCUGUUGCUAUGGGCGGUGGUGGUGGUGAUGGCAGGCUCAUAAAUUUCUCAGAUGAAUCCACCUGGGGAUCUGCGGCUUUUGUGAUGAUGGGGCAUGGUGUCAGCGGCGGCGGCAGUGGUGGUGGUGGGGUGAGCUGCCAGGACUGUGGGAACCAGGCCAAGAAAGACUGUCCUCAUAUGAGGUGUAGGACUUGUUGCAAGAGCAGAGGGUUCCAGUGCCAAACGCACGUGAAAAGCACAUGGGUUCCGGCCGCCAAACGCCGGGAGAGGCAACAAUAUAUCUCCGCCACACAACAAGAUCAGAGUCGCCGUCGUCCUCAUCCAACCACCAAAAGAACAAGAUCCUCCCAAGAUCAUGAUAACCCUAAUAUGGUUCAUCCCAAUGCUAUCGCUUACAACUCCUCCUCAGGGUUAGAGGUAGGGAAUUUCCCCUCAGAAGUGACCACACCCGCAAACUUCAGAUGCGUAAGGGUGAGUUCGAUUGAUGAAACCGAAGACCAAUUCGCAUAUCAAGCCGCGGUGAACAUAGGUGGACAUAUGUUCAAGGGAAUUCUCUAUGAUCAAGGGCCUGAAGGUCAAUACAUGGGUGGCGACACCUCUUCCGGUGGCAGUGCUGGUAUCCCGCAGCUAAAUCUCACCACCGCGUCCCCUGGUAAUUCGACGGCGGCUGCAACUUUUAUCGGCCAUUCUCUAUAUCCAUCUCUUGGUGGCAACGAUUACAUGACCAGUACGCAAUUCUUCCAUCAAAUUUCAAGAGAUUAACCACUCAUCAAUCAUCAAGUAAUAACUUCUACACACAAAUUGGACUUGUUAAUCAAUGUUACUUUUCGGCUACCUAUGUCUCACCCUACAAUUUACUCGAAAUUUGAAGGUUGUGAUUUUGCUUUUCUCAUUUUAUUUCUGGUACACAUUUCGAUGCAAAGUUGAAUUUAAGGUCCAAUAUUAUACUCUUGUUCUAAAAAUUUCUUGAUUAGCAUAGGGGUAAUGGGCAUUUAAGUAGCAGACAACUCCUAGGAGUUCUGUCCAUAUUGUUUUUUUG